Rasamsonia emersonii CBS 393.64 is the source of this 1530-nucleotide messenger RNA. Its product is annotated as Stress response protein (Ish1). The record is from RefSeq and is a predicted model, not a curated record. The transcript has 5 exons. The coding region runs from base 1 to 1530 and encodes 509 amino acids. NCBI's taxonomy places the organism in Eukaryota, Fungi, Ascomycota, Eurotiomycetes, Eurotiales, Trichocomaceae.
AUGAGAUUCCGCUGGGCCUCUGGCCUGCUGGUUGCGCUGGCUGCCUCGGAGGCGCUUGCGGCGAGCAACUGGUUCAGCAAAGCAGUAUACAACAAAUGGCAUGAGACAGAGCUGGAACGAUGGCUCUCUGAUCACGACAUCCCAUAUCCCACGCCCGCCGAUCGCAAAGAGCUCGAGAACAUCGUCAAGGCCAACUGGGAGUCCAAGGUCCAGAUCCCGCUCGCCCACGCGUCCGAGCAGGCGUCGGAACACCUCGGCAAUGUGAAGGACUGGAUUUUCGACAGCUGGUCCGACUCCCACCUCAAGGCCUUCCUCGACCGACAUGGCAUCCCGAACCCCUCACCACGCAAGCGCGAGACCCUGCUGCAGGCAGCCCGCGAGAACUACGAGGCCAUCGCGAAGAAACUCGGCGAGACGGCCGCCUACCCGGGCAACUGGCUCUACGAGCAGUGGUCUGACUCGGAUUUAAAGGAGUGGCUCGACGAGCGCGGAUGGCCCAUCCCCCAGCCGACGACUCGCGACCGACUGAUUGCGGCGGUACGACGCCAGGCCCGUCUCGCCAGCAUCGCGGCGAAGAACGCUGCCUCGUCGGCAUCUGCCUCGGCUGCAGCGGCCCAGGCAACCCUGAGCGACGCCCUCUUCAACGCGUGGUCGGACUCGGAGCUCAAGCGGUUCCUCGACGAACACAACAUCAAGGUGCCGCAAGGCUCCAGACGGAACGAGCUCAUCGCGCUGGCCCGCAAGCACCGGGCGAAACUGCUCAGCGACGCGUCGACGGCGACGAACAUUCUCGGCGCUGCGACCUCGAAGGCUGGCAAUGAAUGGGCUCGCGCAACGGAGGACGCCAAGCUGAAGGCCGAGGACGCAUUCGACAAGGCCGUCCAGGCGUGGUCGGAUUCACGAUUGAAGGCAUACCUCGAUGCGAGAGGCAUUCCCGUUCCUCAAAGCUCGAAGCGGGAUGAGCUGCUGGCCAAGGUCAGACUGUACAAGCACAAGGCUGCAACAGGGAACACGGCCUGGACAUUUGACACCUGGAGUACGGAGAACCUGAAGAAAUACCUGUCUUCGCUGAACCACAAAGCCGCAGACCGCGCGGGCGCCACGCGCGACGAGCUAGUCAAGCAAGCGCAGGACGCAUAUACCAGGGCAUCCAAAGCCGGCGGCGCGAGCUACGCGACCGUGACCUCGUACCUGGCCAAAGCGACCGAGGCCGCGAGGGACACGACCUUCGAGAGCUGGUCCGAGUCGGAGCUGAAGAAGUAUCUGGAUUCGUACGGCAUCCCGACAUACCAGGGCUCGAACAUCAACGGGCUCCGGGCCGCCGCGCGGCGGAACGCGCAGUACUUCUACUACGGGACGACGACGCCGCAGGGGACGAUCCUGGCGCGGCUGAGGGAGAGCGGGCAGUGGCUGCUUGACCAGCUGCGGCUGGGGGCGUCGAGCGGGCGUGCCAGACAAGAGACCACCGGCACGAGUAAGAUCAAAGAGAAAGUGGCUCAAGCGGCGGCGAAGAUCCGUCAGGAUCUGUAA